This is a messenger RNA of Ectocarpus sp. CCAP 1310/34, 2113 nucleotides long. NCBI's taxonomy places the organism in Eukaryota, Phaeophyceae, Ectocarpales, Ectocarpaceae. The record is from the annotation of a GenBank genome assembly.
AUGGAAGUGCUGCGCCUGACAGCGGGAGCGGCGGCUCGAGGGAGCGGCCGCCGCCCCCAAGUGCACGUCGUGGACGGGAGGGUCUUGGUGUACGACCCGGCGAGCGCGGCCACCCUCCUGUCCGAGCAUCGCAUCUGGGCAACUCCUGUCGGCGUCAGGCGUGCUCGCAACAAGUCUCCCGAGCACAGCUUUCCUUGCGUGCUGUCUCCAGAGCAAGCCACCUUGGUCUUACGCAGACGCCUCGCCGAUGUCUUUUACCCACGCCACUCGUCCGCCUCGGAAACGGGGUGUCAUGGCCACGAGACCCUCGAAGAGAGGCAUUCAGACGACGGCGACGGGGGCGCCGAGGAACAAGAGGACGCGAACGUACCGAUGACCACUAAGAAGGUCUGUCAUGACCCACCGCGCUCGUUGGACUCGAAGUGGCGAUUUCCUGAGACCGCGGUAGGGACAAAGUCGACGGCCGUGUUCGAGGAUCUGUGGGCCAAGGGAUUGUGCCCGGCCAGCGGGAGUAAUUACGCCGCGGAUUUCGUGGUGUACAACGGUCCUCCAACAGAGCGUCACUCAAUCGCCGCCGUGAUCGUUAGCCGAGGGGCCAACGACGAGUUGUCCCCGGCGGAGCUGUCCGGCUUCGCUCGAGUACAGCAGGCGGUGGGGAAGCGGGCGGUCAUCGCGACGGCCCCCCUCGCGACGAAUGAUACCUCGCCGAUGGUGGUCGAGGCCAAUACGCUGGCUUCGGCUGCGGUGGCGACGGCGGCGGUGGUGGCACCCCGUGGCAGCGAAGGGAAACCGACCGGGGUCGAAGGCCGGACAAGCACGCCUCGCCGGCAUGAAGGUGGACAGGAAACAGCAUCAGGCACAGUUUUGGGGACGGCAUCAGAAAAACUGCCCACACAAGCACCCGCCGCAGCAAACGCGGUGGCGGCAACGGCGGCGGCGGCGACGGCGGCGACGGCGGCGGCAGCAGCAACUCCAGCGAACGAAGGCGUGCGUUACAUCACGCUGCAGUUCCAUUCCGUCAGCAGCAGGGUGUGAGCAGAAGAUGUUCCAAGGGUGUCGUAGACUAAAUUACGUGUUUCAGUCGCAUGCUGACCGUUGGGCUGUGGCACGGUGAGCGGUAACUUGGCGCGGCGCAGACGUGAUGGGCGCGAACAAAGCCUGUGUGAAGAAAUGGGAGGGGUGGAUUCUAGGAUGCCAUGUUUUAAUUUUUUCCACGAGCGGAUUUUAUAUGGCGAGAGAGAGACGAGUUUCGGCAGGGAUUGUUUGUGCGUAACCCAGUGCACCCCCCCCACCCCCCCGGCGCCCCCUUGAAAUUCUGGCGGGUAUGGAUACUAGAGACCUGGAAACGCCACAUGUUUAGCGCAUGCUGGCAUCAGCCUUGGUCACACGAGUCAGCUAGUGUGGUUUUAUGGCCAAAGUCCGCCUUAUCUUUUAAGCGAUGCUUGUAAGUGCGGUGGACGUUGGCCACAACCACAUGACCCGUGAUGCAAACCUGGCGAUGCGUGAUUGUAGUGCGUGCGGUUGACGAAAGAUUCCGGCGUACACGUGUUUGACGGCGGAAGCCGGGAGCGGGGGGUGAGGUGAGUCGGCGAGAGCGGGAGCGAAGUCUUGAGUGCGUCUGAAGGAGGCACACCAGCCAUGAGCAUUCGCCCCAUAACGUAGAACGCAUCCUGCCAGGACUGAAGCGUGAGGAAGCUUUCAGACCAGUCAAUGGAGUAUCUGUUGAAUCUUGAGCUAGAUACAUAGUACUCUGUUGUGUCCUGCCGGUGUCGUGCUGGUCAGGUUGGGUCAGGUUUAGGUAGGUCUAUCUGCCCGGAACAGUUUGGAGUCAGUAUUGGAUAUGCUUGCACCCCCUGUUUGCUGGGCUAGCUUACCUACGGUGUGGCCCGUGGGUAUGGGGCUUUGGUGCAGUUUGUAGUCGAGGUGCUUCAGCGACUUGUAGUAGUUCGGCUACUUUUACAAAGAAGGGGUCAGAAAAGCCGUGGUGUAAAUAAAGGGUAGUCUCGAUAUUGAGCGUUGUGGUGUGCGCCAGAUGAUCAAUUUAUUUACACCGGUGGGUGUGCCGUUCUAAAUAGUGGUUUUGCUUGCUCUAGCUCUUUCCACCCAGGCCAGG